Diorhabda carinulata is the source of this 936-nucleotide messenger RNA. RefSeq lists its product as uncharacterized. Bases 1 to 936 code for a protein of 311 amino acids. Lineage: Eukaryota; Metazoa; Arthropoda; Insecta; Coleoptera; Chrysomelidae. Gene Ontology annotation, cellular component: nucleus. The record is from RefSeq and is a predicted model, not a curated record. The transcript has a single exon. Gene Ontology annotation, molecular function: DNA binding.
AUGGCAGACUAUGGGUUCCCUGUAGUUAAAAUGGAUUUUCGUUAUGCAGUCAAAAGUUAUUUGGACAAAAAAGGUGUCCACAUUUGUCAGUUCAAAAACAAUCUCCCUGGCUAUGAAUGGAUAAAAGCCUUCUUAAAAAGACAUGAGAAUCUGGCUCGUAGGAUAAAUUCCAAUAUGAAAAAGGUCAGAGCCGAAGUAGAUGCUUCUCUCAUCGAAAAUUACAUUGAUAACCUCAAAGAAGAGGUUAAAGAUGUUCCCCCAAAUAAUAUAUUCAAUUACGAUGAGACGAACCUUACCGACGACCCUGGGAAUAAAAAGGUUAUCUGUAAGAGAGGAGCAAAAUACGUGGAGUACAUUUGUAAUUUCAGUAUAAGUGCAACAUCAAUAAUGAUGGCUAGGAAUGCUGCAGGCGACCUCUUGUCUCCAUAUGUUGUUUAUAGAGCUGAGCACUUGUGGUCCACAUGGACUGAGAAUGGUCCUGAAGGAACUCGAUAUAACCGCUCUGAAAGUGGGUGGUUUGAUGCAGUAUGCUUCGAAGAAGAGUUCCAGUCAACAUUGUUACCAGGUGUUAAAAAUCUAGAUGGUCCUAAAGUUAUCAUUGGAGAUAACUUAUCUUCUCACAUCAGUUUGCAUGUGCUUAAGCUCUGUGAAGAGAAUAAUAUAAGGUUCGUUUGCCUCCCUCCGAAUUCAACACAUCUAACGCAAUCAUUAGACGUUGCCUUCUUUGGACCAAUGAAAAGAUCGUGGCGUGACAUCCUCCGCAAGUGGAAAGAAUCAGAUUCAGGUUCCAAAUUUGCAACGAUCCCUAAAGAUUUGUUUCCACGAUUGCUAAAAGAGCUAAUGGCAAUUUUGGAAGAAAAGCGAAGAGACAAUUUGACGGCUGGAUUUGCCAAAUGUGUAAUCCAUCCCUUAAACAAGCAAACACUACUAGACUGA